This is a messenger RNA of Scatophagus argus, 3850 nucleotides long. RefSeq names its product G protein-coupled receptor 161a (gene gpr161b). Gene Ontology annotation, biological process: G protein-coupled receptor signaling pathway. The transcript has 6 exons. The coding region runs from base 213 to 1790 and encodes 525 amino acids. NCBI's taxonomy places the organism in Eukaryota, Metazoa, Chordata, Actinopteri, Scatophagidae. Gene Ontology annotation, cellular component: recycling endosome; membrane. Gene Ontology annotation, molecular function: G protein-coupled receptor activity. The record is from RefSeq and is a predicted model, not a curated record.
UCGGCUGGAAAGAGACAAACGUUACCAAACUUAAUGUCGAGGAGCGUUCCGAGAUUUUUCAGGCUCAGCCCACAGUUUCUGGCUUAUGGUGUGAAAACGGACCUGUAGGAUGGACGGUUUGUCUUUCAGGAAGAAAAAAUGUCGAACCACAGCGCCGAACCAAAGCAGUCUCCUACCAUUCCUUCACCUUUCUGGUGGCCCAGUCAUUCACAAUGAACACCAGUAGAAACUGCACCACAGUGGGGAAUGGUGAGGGUCUGGCUGCCCUGGAGUCAGUCUCCAUCGUGACCAUCACGCUCCUCGCCUGCCUGGGGAACUUCUUGAUUGUGGCAACCCUUUAUCGCAGGCCAUAUCUGCUCACACCCAGCAACAAGUUUGUGUUCAGCCUGACCCUGUCCAACCUGCUGCUGUCCAUGCUGGUGCUGCCAUUUGUGGCUGUGAGCUCAGUGAAGAGAGAAUGGGUGUUUGGGGUGGUGUGGUGUAAUUUCACUGCCCUGCUCUACCUGCUAAUCAGCUCUGCCAGCAUGCUCACCCUUGGAGCUAUUGCCAUAGACAGGUACUACGCAGUGCUUUACCCAAUGAUCUACCCCAUGAAGAUCACAGGAAACCGGGCGGUUGUUGUCAUCUCCUAUGUGUGGUUACACUCCCUGGUAGGCUGUCUGCCUCCCCUGUUCGGCUGGUCCUCCUUCGAGUUCGACUGCUUCAAGUGGACCUGUGUUGCGUCCUGGCACAGAGAGUUGAGCUACACAGCCUUCUGGGUCACCUGGUGCACCCUUCCCCCCUUCUUCAUCAUGCUGGCCUGUUAUGGUGUAAUUUUCCGUGUUGCCCGCAUGAAAGCUCGUAAAGUACACUGUGGGACAGUUGUUGUGGGCCAGGACGAUUCCACUGCAGUUCAGAGGAACGGCCGUAAAAACUCAAGCACCUCAACGUCCUCUAAUGGAAGCCGACGAAGUCUUGUGUAUGCGGGGAGUCAGUGUAAGGCCUUUGUCACCAUCUUAGUGGUGAUCGGCACCUUCCUCGUGACCUGGGGUCCGUAUGUCGGGGUGGUCUGCACUGAGGCUUUGUGGGGACAAGGCAGUGUGUCUCAGGGACUGGAGACUUUGGUGGCGUGGCUGUCUUUCUGCAGCGCAGUGUGCCACCCGCUCAUUUAUGGUUUGUGGAACAAAACAGUGAGGAAAGAGCUUCUGGGGAUGUGUUUUGGAGAUCGCUACUACAGAGAGUCGUUCGCCACGCGGCAACGGACGUCCCGUCUCUUCAGCAUCUCCAACAGAAUCACAGACUUGGGUAUGUCCCCACACCUGACAGCCAUGCUGGCUGGUGGAGGACAUCUGCUGGCCCCAGGGAGCAGCACAGGGGACACUGGCUUCAGUUUCACUCAGGACUCAUGCACAGACGUGAUGUUGCUGGAUAACUUCUCCACAGAUGGCUCCUCCCACCCACAGCCCCACAGCAAUCUGUCCGGAAAGAGGAGGAGCUCGGUCACCUUUGAAGACCAGGUGGAGCAUUCCAAAGCUGAAAACACCAGCGCAUCCUUGGUUCAAGUCCACGCAGAGGUACACAAAUCUCUCGACACAUUUGCCUCCUGUCUGGCGAAGGCUAUAGAGAGUGACGCUAAGCUCACUCUGUUUGGGGAGGAGCUGGCUCUGCCUGGGGGACUGUUUACCACCAGGGUAGCACCGAGACCCAGAUACCUGGACGGUCAGAGACUUAGGCUAGAAAGUAUUGAUGAAGGGAUUGUUAAAGACGACAGAGAUGAAGAAGAGCAGGAUGUGGAGGAAAAACCAGCCUGACCCCAGCUGGUCUGAACAUGCUUAUGGACCAUACUCGGUUUAUUAGUGAACCACAAGGGUUUUACACUCCAAACACUACUAUCUGUGACCAUUCAGAGUGGUGCUUGUCCUGCUCUGUGGUGCCGCUUAUGAAGUCUUAUCUCUCUGCACAUGGCUACUCCGUACUUGAAAUUAUUAAGAAAGAGACAAAGUCACAUUGUUCAUUCCACUGUGUUGGGCUGAGUGCACACCAACAGUGUCUUUGCAAGCUUUUGUGUGUAUCAUUAUAAUCAAACAGGAAGCCUUAACUACUGUAGCCUCAAUGAUCUAAUUGUUGUAGUAUUUUGAUUAUUACUAUAUAUUCUUGUGUUCUCAGAUUUUACAAUUACAUGUGCCUCAUUAGGGCUGCAGAGUAUUCAAGAAAGAGAAUCAUUUCUGUCUUUCAAAAGACUCAUAACACUGUUAUCCAAACACCAAAACAAACAAGUUGGUUCACAUACACUGGUGUUUCCUCUCAUUGUACCUGAUUAGAUGGACCUCUUAACCAUGUGGGUGGGCUGGCUGAUGCUCUGUUAGCUUUGUUGGAGGGUGAUGACCUGCAGCUCCACCCACCCUCAACUUGAUGCUACAGUCACAUCUUAUUGGUUGGAUGAUGACUGAUGAUUGACAGUACUGCACCGUAUCCAUUGGGUCCAUUGAGACUGGGUCUUAAUUAUCUUGGAUGGCAGACUUUGGUGAUUGUCAGUGGUCAUCAGGCAUCAGUGCUUGUCCGUUUCCCGUCACUUCUGUGACAUUACGUGCCCAGUGUGAUUUCAGGAAAAUCUCAGUUUCUCAGUCAUGAUUAUCACUUCGCUAAUUACAAUAACUUUAAUAUGCCAUGAACGCAUCACAAGUAGAGGUCUAAUCAGCCAGAAUCUCUGAAAAUGUGCAGGUUCUUUAAUGUAACACAACAGAGAUGUUAUAACAGAUGUAAGUGCUACGAGCCCUUUGGGUGAGAAAAAUCACUUUUUUUUGUUCUUGGAAUUUAUUUUUUUCACAGGAAUCCCUUUGACAUGUCAUAGUGAAAAAAAUACAGAGUAAAUAACACGAGUGAUGGCUGAAUUCUGUUUAUGAAUUCGCUAACCAUGACCCUGAAUAGGAAGUAAUGAGUAUAAAAGGAAAUUCUGUAAUACAUCAUGAGAAAAUCUCAAAAUGAUUAUAGUCAUACAGACUAUAUGUAUAUGUAUUGCCCAGCCAUUUGAACAGAAUCUGUUGGCCAACAUUUGUAGUUCUGAUAAGGUACUUGCAGUGUAUUAUGGUCUUAUUGUGUAUUAGAAGCAAGGAAUGGAUUGAUAUUUCAUGCUUAUCUGCUUGCACUUGAACAUGCAGUGUGUACUUGUUGUCAUAGAAACCACUCUCACUGUAUAAAAUGGGUAAAUGAGUAAAUGAAGCUCGGAAUUAGUCUGUUAGACUAUUUCAUUACAAGGACUCUCAUUUCAUAAUGUUGUGCACAUACUGAACAAAGCAGAGCCACCAUGUCAGAAACAAACGACUUCAUGUUGUUAGAUCAGUAACUGAGAGUCAGCUGAAAGAAAAAGAGAUUGUGUUUGCGUUUGGUGUUGAAUUGGAGGACGAGUUUUUAUCCGUGGGGUAACGUGGUCGAUAUGUACAAAACUGUGUCUUAGUAAAUAUUCAUUGGUACAUGUGGUUUACCUCAGUUUAUACUACACUCCAUCGAUCCCUGUACUAUUACACAAGUAACUCAGAGGAUGUUUGUAAUAAGUAGAGCACACUCCUGGUGCUUCAGUCUUACCUCGUAUCUUCAUAUUAUGUUUGAACGGUACUACUUUUAUAAGUAUACACCUGAGAUGUGAUUUGAUUUUCACUAUACAGUAAGUAUUAAAACAAAUAUUUGCAUUAAAGUUUUGUAUCAAGAUUCUUUUAUUAAAACUUUUUACAUAAACAUUUCUGAACCAUUUUUUUUUAUUUAUUUUUUCUUUUUCUUUGUACGUCAUGAUUCUGUGAGUGGAGGUUAAGCAGUACCAUGUUAGUGUCUUUACUUUGGCUAAUAAAACAAGUGGAGCUGUUCCUGUUGCACUUUG